Molecule: messenger RNA, 4660 nt
Organism: Alexandromys fortis (reed vole)
Lineage: Eukaryota; Metazoa; Chordata; Mammalia; Rodentia; Cricetidae
Exons: 5
Coding region: 1-768 (255 amino acids)
Source: RefSeq, a predicted model, not a curated record
AUGCCGCAGUGCACCAAAGAGCCCCGUAACGAGUUCCACGUGCUUCUAAAGACCGCAUCCCGAGCUCACCUCACGGCCUGCCUUCCUAACACGUUACUUACCAAACUCAGUCCUUGCAGCUUGCCCAAGGAACACGGACGCGCUCGCCCCCAGGGGACCCCGGCACAGCUCCGACCACCGCCACCCACUCCGAUCUGCUCGCCCAGGCAUUGGGGCCGCGGGGUCGGGGGUCCCAGGGCUGGGGUGUCAGGCCCAGCCCGCCACGCCUGGGGCGGUCCUGGCAGCCGCUCUCGCCGCGGGCUGAAAAGGAAGCUGGGGACAGCUGAGGUAGCCCGGGAAACUCGAAGGGCCAAGAGGGCGGCGGCGGCAAGCCCGGCUCCUCCUCCGCGGCCCGGCCUCCUCGGCAGACACGCCGCCCCCUCAGCCCGGCAGCCCGCCACUCGGCGCCGCCGAGCCGCCCUUGUCCGGAGCCGCCGCGGCGCGCCAGCAGGAAGUCCCGCCCCCGUUCUACGUCAUCGACGCCGCGCGCCGCCCCUCGCCGGAGCCGUUGGUGGUGGGACCCUGGCUGCAGCAACGGUUGUGCCAGCUACGGCUGCGGCUGCUGCGGUGGCCGAAGUGAAGACGCCACUUUGGGACGUCCCCUGUGGGCUGCAUCGAAAGCCCGCGAGCCCGAGGAUCGGCAGGUCGCGCCCCAGACACUCGUGUCGUGAGCAGGUCUCACCUCAAAGCCCGCUGCCCGAUCCCGAAAUCAACAGUAGCAACCAGUGAAACCGUCCGUUAGAAAUCUCAGCACCUCCAUUCUCAAAGAGCGUCUUCCUGGACUAAACGUGGAAAACACUGGGACUCAAAACAUUAUACCCACAAAGAGUUCAAAGGGAUGUUGGAUACAGAAUAAGAAAUUUUGGGAGAUCAAAAUUCAGGAGUUCAGUUCCAGCCUGGAAAACAAGAUGAGGGAACUUUCCAGCCUGCACCAAUGUUCACAUUUCUGAUUGACUUACAAGAUUUUCCUUCUUUUGACCUCAGAAGUCACUUGGAAACUUGUGGGGGAAAUUUCAGCACAUCUUUUAAGUUUUGUUUAUGAUAAGCAGGGGAGAUACAUCAGAACUUAGAGAAGUGUCUCAGCCUCCAGACUUGGUAGCCUUGCCAUCAACCCACCCCUGGGUUUUCCUAUCCAGGCUUUGGGGUCACGUUUCAUUGUCAGUGUGAUUCAAGUUCACGGUUUACCAUCACAGCUAGCCAUAGUUUUAGUGGCUAGUCUUAAACUCUUUGCUGAGGUGUGUGUGUGUGUGCGUGUGUGUGUGUGUGUGUGUGCGUGCGUGUGUGUGUGUGUGGUUUUUUGGUUGGUUGGUUGGGUCUGUAGUUUUGGUUUUUGGCAGAAUUUUUCACAUUUUUAUGGUAGGAAAGUUUACAUUAGCAUUAAGAAAUGCUUUCCUAGUUUGCUAUUGCCCAGUAGCUGCUUCUCAGCACUGCCGGCUUUCAUGGAAUUUUCGGUAUUGUUUUUAUUUUGUGUCUUGAUCUUUGCACAUGAACCAUGCUAUUAUUAGUUUCUGCUGGAAAUACUUACAUGUGUGGUAUGUGUACCUGCUCAUGUGUGUAUGUCUGCACAUAUGUGCACAUGGGUGUGGAGGACAGAGAUUGACCUUGGGCGUUUCCAUUCAUCAGUUCUUCAGCUUAUGCUUUGGAGCAAGGUCUCUCACUGAACCUGUAAUCCAUCAGCUCAGAUAGGCUGGCUGGCCAGUGAGACUCAGGGAUCUGCCUGUCUCCACCCUCUCAGUACUGGGGCUGUUGUCAUGGCAGCGGAGCACUUCACUGGCUGAGUCAUCUCUCUAACCCUUCUGGAAACAAUUUAUCCAGUAUUCCUACUCAGGGCUUUCAUCUUGUCGUCUACUUUAUCUUCAGGCAUAUCAGUUCCUGCUGUACCUUCACAAGCAUUUGUGUCCGCAUCUCUUUUCUUCUUCAUGAUCUCUACAGUCCUGCUUUUCAUUGGUGUCAUUUGAGCGGGGGCGCUCUUAAAUCAUCAUGUGGGGGAAGCUGCUCCGCCAUGAUCCCCAUGGGUCUGUCCUCUUGAGAAUGUCUUUUAUGAAGGCAAACUGCAGUUCCUGUCACUCAGUGGGCCUCAGGCUGCAAGUGCUGCUCAUCAUUCUCCUCCAUUGUCUGUCAGAUUCUAUUUCCCUUUAGUUGUGCUUUGGAUAAGCCUAAGGGCUUACCUCGUAUGACCCAGAUCCUUAUUCCCAUGGAAAAUGUGUGCUGGUAACCAUUUACAUCUCAUUCUGGAAUGGCUGCACAUGUCCUCCCACGGUUACAAUUUGGAAUCAAAAUGUUCCCAAAUUGAUCACCUAUGUGUUUUUCUCUGCCUUGUAGCAUUUUGAUUUCUUAUUGAUCUAGCUCAGUUACCACUGCCAAGAUAGGAAAUCCUUGCCUGCUCAUAACUGUUCCCAGAGUUCCAAAUGGCCAAACAGUAGCCAUAACUUAUGGUCUAAUGGGACUCUUGUUGUUGUUCCCCGACAGAAAUUCAUCCAUUUGGAAGCCUUCAGAGUAAAGGGUUAUAGGAACAGGAAGUAGUGUCCCCUAACAAGUCAGUGGGGUCACUUCUGUUUCCUCUGCUUUGUUGUUCUUAGUAGGAACAAUACCUUAUAGGUCUCUCUGUGUUAGUGUAUGUACUGUUUCUUGAAGGAUGACACUUAAUCCUUAUGAAAUCAUGCUUCUGAGCUGGCACUUCAGCUAAACCAUUAUUACAUUGGAAACAAAUGUUAGGGUCGAGAUGAAUUUUAGGGUUGAACAGCAAGGUCAGGAACACUGAGGAAGGUAAAUAAGAAGGUUUGCAACUGGGUAUGAAAUAGCCAAGUUGCCCAGAGAAGAGAAAGUGAAUAACUCUGGAAAGAACAAAGCCUGGCUCUAGAUGUUUCAGUUGGCCCCAGGAGCCCCACCUCCACCCUUGCAGGAGCAUGUGCGAGACAUCAUUGCCCUUUCCUUAGUAAACAUCUACACUUUAUAGGUAGUUACACCGUCAUAGAUAAGAAUGCAUCUAAUUGUAACAGACUGAAUUGUGGGUAAUGGCUUCUAGGAAAGCUACUUGCUUUAGAAAGGACACCUUCUCAUACUCCGCCAAGGAUGGACAAAGGAAGGAAAACUGGUGGACAAAGUCCAGAUGCUAGAGGUAUCCCUUUGCCACUGGCACGUGGCUCAGACCACCCUCCCCUCUUUGCCUUCUCACCUGCUGAAGUAAACCCUGGCAGCUUGUUCACUCUACUUGAGCUCUAAUGUCAGUCUCUUUCCUUGAGGAACACAAACACUGAGCCUGCUGCUGCACUUGACAUAGAAGGGAAUGUGGGAGGAGACAUCUCUCCUCAUCCCUAACACCUUCAGUGGGUUGCCUGGUGUUCUAUCAGACUGGAUGGCCCUGUUGAUUCUCUUGUCAGGAGUUCACAUAUUAUCUUUUUACUUAUCCUUGUUUGGAUGCUCAAUUAAAUUAGAUCUUUAAGGCCCUGGCUAGCAAUAAUAUCAGCUAAGGCCCUGCAAGGCAGAGCAGCAAAUCCACACCCAGAAUAAGUCCUCAUCCCUGUCAGGAUGGACCACUAGCCACUCCAAAAUUGCAAAAGUCCAUGCUAUUGACAUGCUACCAGGUGUCCGAUUGGUCUCAAGUGAUACUACCAUAUCGGGCACACAGUAUAGUUCUGUCGCGUGCAGGUUCUUCAGAGAAAGAUAGGUAUGGGUUGGCUUUUGUAACUGGGAAUUUGCACUGGCUCAUGUGUAGCCUCCUGUGAAAACAUGGCUGCUCAUAUGUUGUUGUAGUUCUAGACAGUUCUAGAACAGGCCAUGACAAAAGCUUGCCUAACACCAACAGAUAGAAUCCUUUGUUCAAUUUUUCUGUUUCUCUUCACGAUGAAUGUUCUAGUCAGAGCGAAUUAUGUCAUUAGCCACUAAGCAAGACAGGUACCUUUAGGGACAAAAUCCUAUAAGUGAAUGCACCUUUGGGGCAUCCUGCAGGUUCUUCAGAGAAAGAUAGGUAUGGGUUGGCUUUUGUAACUGGGAAUUUGCUCUGGCUCGUGUGUAGCCUCCUGUGAAAACAUGGCUGCUCAUAUGUUGUUGUAGUUCUAGACAGUUCUAGAACAGGCCAUGACAAAAGCUUGCCUAACACCAACAGAUAGAAUCCUUUGUUCGAUUUUUCUGUUUCUCUUCACGAUGAAUGUUCUACUCAGAGCGAAUUAUGUCAUUAGCCACUAAGCAAGACAGGUACCUUUAGGGACAAAAUCCUAUAAGUGAAUGCACCUUUGGGGCAUCCUUUGUUUUCUUGCCACUGAAAUUUUAUGGCAUAAGCAGAGCAUUCCUUGAGGCAUGUCAGUUGAUCAGUUUGAGCUAACCAUGCUUCAGAAUGUGUCUACUGUAUCUUCUUUGUAAAUUGUGAGAUUUCACUGAGCUUGCUCAGGAAUGUACUCCUUAACUGAGCAUGCCUAGUAUUGGAUCACCCCUGACAUGAGUUUGUAUAGGCUCUCUGAAUAAAAUUCCCAUGCUGUCUCUGAUGGAAGAGCUUUGUUUGGGAAGAACACCUGUGCUCUCUCUUGUCCAUUGCAAGACUCCUUUUUUUAUAUAUUGACUGUGCUUAUUUUGGCUUGCACUUAACAAUAUGUGAACCCAUUAUAUUGGAUUACAAUAUAAUAAA